AUGUCGCUCUGGCCCCAAAGUUCAGGUGAAAGCUCAGACGAAUUCUCAGCUGGAAGUCCAGUUGGUGCAGCUGGAAGUCCAGUUGGCUCAGUUAGCCCAAUCUCGACUUGUCACAGAUGUUCUACAGACCGAAGCACCUUCUCUGUCAAUUCCCACUGGCAACCAGCAGGGGAGAAGGAUUCAGACACCGAGAUUAGCCAAUCGGCUCUUUUUCCUGCUGAAUCUGUGAGUUCUUGUUCAGAAAACAGUUCUUUCUUCAACAGUGAUGGAACACGGCGACUAGGUCUGCGGAUUUUCUUGGUGGUGGCCAUUCUCUCUGCCUUUUUCGUCACUGCUCUAGAAGCAUUUUUGUUUGGGCUCAUCAAUGUUCAUCGAGAGAGUUUCUCGGACGACAAGCGAUAUCUUGAAAUGUCGAUUUUCUUGGCCCUUUUCAUUUUCGCUGGCAUUUAUCAGACCGUGGUUGUUGUCGUGGCUCUUUGGUCGGAAAACAUUACUCUUUUAGCUGUGCUUUGUCUCUUCUACGCCAGCAUGCUUAUGUAUACGGGGAUCCAGUACAAGGAGGUUUCUUCCCGGAUCCAUUUGCACCUCUCUGCACCUUGGGAAGCAGCUACAAUGGUGGCCAACAUAGCAGCCAUAUGCGUAUUGGCCACGACACUUGUGGUUCAAAGUGGAUUGGUUUAUUUUGUGCUCCGCAAACAUCUUCGGUGGUGCAAUUUCAAAAAAACCGGUGCCAGUGUGGAAAUCAAACGUCUCUACUCGUAUUUCCAGCUCCACCGAUGCUUGCUUGUGUUUGAUUUUUUUUUCUUUGUUGGGUUCACGGUUCAGUUUCUAGUCAUUAUGGUUUCAGAUAAGCGUUCGGUGGAGUUUGUUCUUACAUGCUGCAUGCUCCCCUUGACUGUUGUUGUUCUUGUGGCCAGCGACUUUGCCGCCACCAGAGAAUUGGUUUUACUUUCUGCCACCACGGUUCUCUUUUUUGUUGCUGGCUCGGUCUAUGUUUUGUUCAAAAUGGUACGUCUUUUCACAAAAUACACCUCGGCGUACAAUGUGGCAUUGACGCCCGGAAACUACUUUCCCGGACGAACCUCGCUUAUAUGUUUUGGGUGUGUCACACUCGUCUUUUUGAUGGGCACAAUUGUGAUGGAAGGCGUGGCCAUGUAUGGAUACAACCGUGGACUAUUGCCAUAUGUGAGUACGUACUACAGCUGGUGGAAAAAGGGGGAAAGCCGAAGACACAGAGUCUGA
Messenger RNA from Clavispora lusitaniae ATCC 42720, 1242 nucleotides. RefSeq lists its product as uncharacterized. NCBI's taxonomy places the organism in Eukaryota, Fungi, Ascomycota, Pichiomycetes, Serinales, Metschnikowiaceae. Gene Ontology annotation, cellular component: Golgi apparatus. The record is from RefSeq and is a predicted model, not a curated record.